This is a messenger RNA of Myripristis murdjan (pinecone soldierfish), 1787 nucleotides long. Its product is annotated as BTB/POZ domain-containing protein kctd15-like. Gene Ontology annotation, molecular function: protein binding. Bases 579 to 1391 code for a protein of 270 amino acids. The record is from RefSeq and is a predicted model, not a curated record. Gene Ontology annotation, biological process: protein homooligomerization. NCBI's taxonomy places the organism in Eukaryota, Metazoa, Chordata, Actinopteri, Holocentriformes, Holocentridae. The transcript is spliced from 5 exons.
AUGAGUUGUCGGGGAGAAAGAUGUGGAUGUACGGACAGGCAGACAGGAAGGAUCUGUGCAGACCAGCUUCAUACUGAAAAAAUACUCACUUGGAAUCAGAAGCUGGGGCAAAUUACAAAAUGUUUGUAUCUCUCUCUCUAUAAAGAUAGCAAUCUGGAUUUCUAUUUUAAGCUUGGAUGCACGAUGGAUAAUGAAUUGUUCUGAUCGGAGCAUGAUAAAUCAUUAUCCCAUACACCAGAGCAUUUUGUCAAACCAUAUUGACGUUUGGGAAUAGCAGGCAGAGGAUCACGCUUUUUUCCCUUCUUCCCCUUCUUCUUGGUUGACAGAAGCGAGUUGGGGCGAGAGAAAAGAAAAGAGCCUGCGUUAUUGUAACCUAAUCCUGGCCCCUGGGGGUCUGAAGGGCCCCGGGCAAGACUUGUCUUUCAGCCCUCCUCUUAUUUUUUGGAGACAGACUGGCUUCUCUCGCCGCUUCUUCUGUCGGAGACACUUCACACCGGAGGACAGAGAGGGAAACGAGGACGUGAACGGAAGAUCAAGUCGACCAGUAACCGGGACUGAAAAGACAGACAGCAGCCUCCAUGUCCUCUGUGUCGGUGUCCUCUCAGGAGGGACGGAGCAUGUCCAGGAUGUCUCUGAGCCGCUCUCCUGUGUCUCCCAUGACCGCCCAGGGCAUCCCGUCUCCAGCCCAACUCACCAAGGCCAACGCACCGGUCCACAUCGACGUGGGGGGGCACAUGUACACCAGCAGCCUGGCCACGCUCACCAAAUACCCCGAGUCCAGAAUCAGUCGUCUGUUCAACGGCACCGAGCCCAUCGUGUUGGACAGCUUGAAGCAGCACUACUUCAUCGACAGGGACGGAGAUAUAUUUCGCUACAUCCUCAGCUUCCUGCGGACCUGCAAACUGCUUCUCCCAGAGGACUUUAAGGACUUCCCCCAGCUGUAUGAGGAGGCGCGCUACUACCAGCUGACACCGAUGGUACGGGAGUUGGAGCGCUGGCAGGUGGAGCGUGAAGCCCAGCGGGCGGCGCCCUGCGAAUGCCUGGUUGUUCGCGUCACACCCGACCUGGGCGAGAGGAUCGCCCUCAGCGGGGAGAAGGUCCUCAUCGAGGAGAUCUUCCCCGAGACCGGAGACGUCAUGUGCAACUCGGUCAACGCCGGCUGGAACCAGGAUCCCACCCACGUCAUCCGCUUCCCCCUUAAUGGAUACUGCAGGCUCAACUCAGUGCAGGUACUGGAGAGGUUGUUUCAGAAGGGCUUCACCAUCAAAGCGUCCUGUGGCGGUGGGGUUGAUUCAUCCCAGUUCAGUGAGUACGUGCUGUGUCGUGACCUCCGGCGGAGCCAGUCCAUCACCAGCACCCCCAUCCGGAUCAAACAGGAACCUCUGGACUAACAGCCACUAACACAAAGUCAACAGACGAGCUCUUUGCGCCAGAAGUCACCUGUUACAAAUUUGCAACUACCAAUCACAUUGCUCAUGCCAGGAUCCUUCUGAUGUCUCCAGUCAUGAUUCAUGCUCUGAUAGCAGCGCUGAGACCUGAGGACUAGAACGUGGUACAGAAAGGGAAGACGAGCCCUUUGAGACACCUGCGACUUCUGCGGGGAUUAUUUAAAAUCAGAAUAGAUGCCUGACUGUGUAGCUGCUGUCAGAGCACUCAGGUUCAGUCUCGGUCUGAGUGGAAUGUCUUUCAAAUCGACACUGAUGAUGAUGAUGAUGCAAUCUGGUAACUUCUGUAAAGCAAGUGAACCCUGAGGUCAAGUGACAUGAAAUGAACACAAGAAAAAAAAA